AUGGACACACACCUCGACUUGCUCGAAGGAUUAGGGCCUCCCGGCGCGACACGACGCCCCACGCGAAGAGUCAAGUCGAUCGAGCGGACUUGGGCGUGGGUCCGGUCUAGAUCCAGCGUCUAUGGCGAGCAGGCACUCAUGGGCCUCGAGGCUGCCAACGAGGAGGAGCGACGCGCGUUCGAGAUGGGACGCCCGCUCACAAUUGCCUCUUCGGCCCAGAUCCCCGACAUUCUCGAGGUGGCCACUCCUGUUCGAAGACAGUCUGCCGCCGAUGUCGAUCCAGAAGAGAGGAGGCGACGCCGGCAAGGGUUGACACCCGAGUCGCUGAGACCGCCUCCUCGACCGCGAACCGUCUCGCGCUCCCAGACCACUCCUCUCUUCACGACCACAUCUGGCCCCUCACCACCGGGCCCAAGCUCGACCGCGAGCUCUCCAACGCCCAAGCCGAACGGGACACCGCGUCAACGACCACGUCCCAUCAACAGCAAACCACCACCAGCUGCUGCGAUCGCACUUGCGACCGCAACAGCUUCCAACCCCGCAUCACCUUCCUCCUCCACCACCUCGAGCGCGCGCACUCCGGUGCAGUCAAUCAACGACAUUGUUAAAAGGCAUUCCUCCGCUCUCACUCUCGCGCAAGAACACGUCAAGGACCGCGCGAGGCUAGAGCUAUCCACCAAACCGAGCAAGCUCGGGACACCAAAGCAAAACCGGCUCGCGGAGCCAGUUCUGCCGGUGCGAGAGGAACCUUCCGAUAUCGACGACGAAGCCUACGACUACGUCGAUCAGGAAGCCCCGCCUCCGCCUUUGCCUCCCAAACAGCAGCGAUACCUGCAUAGUCGCGAGCCCAGUAGAGGAUCGCUGGGAUCGUUCAACUCUUCAGACACAGACAGCGUUGUUCGAGACUUUCGACUGGCACAGGCGGCGUACGACCAGCUAUCCGCCAAGGAGCUCCGCGCACCCAUCGCAACCCCUCCUCCCAUUAUCCAUCCACCCACCCCCACUCGCAACAACAUUUUCUCCCCCACCCCAGAUCACUCGCCCAGGGCGGGCCACAACCGCGAGCACCUCAUCCACAGUCCGGACCCGGAUUCGUUGUCCAGACAAAGGUCUGCGACCUCGUUACUGCGCCCCAAUUCGGCUUCUCCGCGGCCAAACACGUCCGACGACGACGCGCGAGAAAUUGCAAUGUACCUGCGCUCUCCGCACCUGAACCGCAUCAUGCACCUCCCACGACCGUUCCCCGAGCGCCCGCUGCAGGUGUCGUUUGCCGACCUCGGCAAGCCCGACGGCCGGCCAGUGGUGGUGUUCUUGGGUCUGGGUUCGGUGCGGUACCUCGUCGCGAUCUACGACGACCUUGCACGUGCGCUUGGCCUACGUCUCAUCUGCAUCGACCGCUGGGGCCUGGGCAAGACCGACCAGGUGCCGCAGGACCGCCGUGGCCUUCUCGACUGGGCGGACGUGGUGCGGCAGGUUCUGGACGAAUUGGGUAUCAACCGCUUCCAGAUGAUCGCACACAGCGCCGGAGCGCCUUACGCACUUGCGACGGCGCUCAAGAUGGAGCGCCGCAUCCACGGCAAGAUCCAUCUCUUGUCGCCGUGGGUCGGAGGCGAUGUGGAAGGCUACAAGUGGCUCAAGUGGGUGCCGAACGGCGUGAUCAAGUCGGCCCUUGCGGCCGAAUGGCGCCUGGAAUCGUAUUUCCUUGGCAAGGCGCCAUCGCUCAAGGCGAACGGCAAGACGAACGGCAGGGCAGGCACUCCUGGGAGAAAGGACGGCGACACGUCGACGACCUCGUUAAACACAGAUGACAUGCGCUCGCAAUCGUCUGUGAGUGACCUGCGCGUGGCCGACAGCCUCGACGGGUUCUCCGACGACCUCUCGCACGCCCUACCUGGGAAUUACCAGCCAUCGGUGUCGCCGAUCACGGCUUCGCCCGCCUUCGCACACGCACUCGUGCAGGCCAACCACGCCGAGUCGCUCUCCGGCACGACGGCCGACUUGCUCUCGGUAGUGCUGGGGCGCGACGCCAAGCCGUGGGGCUUCAGCUAUACCGACAUCCGGCAUCCAUGCAAGAUCUGGUACGGCGCCGAGGACGAGCGUGUAAGCGAGAAGAGCAUGCGCUGGAUGGAGCGCGCGAUGGACGCCGAGCUCAUCGUCGUCCAGGAAGAGGGACAUAACCUCAUGAGCUCGCGGACAGUCAUGUAUGACGUCCUGGACUCGAUCGCGGAGGACAUCUAA
Molecule: messenger RNA, 2238 nt
Organism: Cutaneotrichosporon cavernicola
Lineage: Eukaryota; Fungi; Basidiomycota; Tremellomycetes; Trichosporonales; Trichosporonaceae
Exons: 2
Coding region: 1-2238 (745 amino acids)
Source: RefSeq, a predicted model, not a curated record